Messenger RNA from Limulus polyphemus (Atlantic horseshoe crab), 4067 nucleotides. RefSeq names its product homeobox protein Hox-B4-like. Gene Ontology annotation, biological process: negative regulation of transcription by RNA polymerase II; anterior/posterior pattern specification. Bases 1482 to 2384 code for a protein of 300 amino acids. The record is from RefSeq and is a predicted model, not a curated record. Gene Ontology annotation, molecular function: DNA-binding transcription factor activity, RNA polymerase II-specific; RNA polymerase II cis-regulatory region sequence-specific DNA binding. The transcript is spliced from 4 exons. Gene Ontology annotation, cellular component: nucleus. NCBI's taxonomy places the organism in Eukaryota, Metazoa, Arthropoda, Merostomata, Xiphosura, Limulidae.
GCAGUAGACUGGUGGUGUGCAUCGCGAAAACGAAACGAAUUUGAAAGUUCAUCUAAAACUUACUGCAGUUUUUACGUUUUACUGAAUUGAUUACAUUAUGAACUUUCUUAUCGUAAAGUAACUUAAAUUCGUAAUCGUAAGUUUAGAGGAAACGAAUGUGUUUUAUAUAGAACUUAAUUGCUGACAAUGGCGACCCGCUUCUAUCGAGCUUCUAACUGUAGGACGAGCCGAACCAACGUUAAACACAACCGCAUCAAAAGCAACAGUCAGGUUGAAAGUAGAGGGAAGAUGCUAUAUCCUGAUCAUGCGUAUUCGGACAUCUCUCAUACUCUCGUUCCUGGGACCUAAAGACGAAUGAGAAAGGAACAGGGAAGAGAUAGUUGGAGAAUUCUGGCAGUUAUUAAUUGAGGGGGAAGAAAUUAUAAUGUGGUUGCUGGGUUUCGGAAUGUUCUGAGCGUCUCAUUCGCCCAGAAAGGUAUCGAUCACGAAAGAAAAUGAGCAGUAGGAAAAGGCUGGAUUUCUGAGACCGGAGAGCUGGCAGUCCCCAAGCAUAUCGAACCUGGCCUCUGGAAACUUGGAGCACGUUAUCAGGCGUGUAACACGCGGCCCCUGCCAGACCAAGGCCCGUGCCUGGAGAGAGAGACACAGAGCAUACAGAGAAACACCCAGUCACGCCUAAGACCACGUUUUCAAGACGACUGAGACACGGCAGGCUAUAAACCAAGGGUUCUGGUAGUGUACAGCCAUCUGUGACUGGAUGAGCACGAUGUCUCCACCCUGAAUCUUCAAGGAACUGUCUACAUAACACGAGACUCAAAACUACCAUUUUGAUUUUAGUCUUUGAGCUUAAACUGUUUAACUAAAGUUCCUUGUCCUUAUCUUCUCUAAGACUGAAGUCCGUGGCAGUGCUAUCAAAGUUACUGCUGGUAAGUUUAUUAGCCAGUAGCUCGGUUUGGGCUACACGGAUAACUCUGACACUAUCAAUAAUAGUAUCCUCUACAAUAAUAAUAAGUCGUAUCUGAAAAAAAUAAAAUAAAAAUCUGACUAAAACUGCCCGUUUUGAUCUCUCUCUCUUUUGAACAGUAGCUUUUACAUAAAUCAUUUUCUUAGUUAAUAUAUUUAGAGAGCGUUUAGUGUGCCUUGGGCCUUUUUUUAAACUAAAGUGCCAGCCUACUUUAUCACUAAAACAUAAAUUUUCUCACUUUUCAGGGGCUCUUUAAAAGAGAGAAAAGAUUGGCGCGAUAAUUAAUCGGUUUCCUAAAAGCUACUUUCCUUGAUUAUGUACUUAACCUUUAACUUUUGCAUGAUUCUGAUUGGACAUUGAGAAUCACGUGGGGAGUAAGGAGUGCCAUAUUUGAAAUUAUGUGCUUUUAAAAGUGUGUCAGAGGUUUUCCGAAGUGCAACACUGACAUAAUUCAUCAAAAUUGCGUGGAAUAUUGGACACAAUUAUUUUUGAACUACAAAUCACGGCGAGCAGAUAAAUGAGCUCGUAUCAGUUUGUCAAUUCUCUAACUCCGUGCUACGGCCACCGUGUGCAGGAAGCGGCUGCCCAGGACUACUACACCCCUCAGGUGCCGGCUUACAACAGUUGUUUUAGUGGUCCGGCGUCUCCUGUCCAGCACUAUGGACCUUAUUCUCAACCUACAGUUCCUCCCCUACAGAAUGGGGAUCAUACGCAUUUCAAUAGUUGCAGUCAGCGUCUAAGUCACCCUAAUCCCAGCCCAAGUCCGAGAACGCCGACACCAUCAGUAACACCGGUACCGAGCUGCAAAUAUGCAGAGCCCAGCGCGGCAUCACCGCAGGACCUAAGUACGACUUCCAGUUCACAGCAGCCGGCUCCGACCAGCCCGAAACCCCGAAGUUCACCACAACCUCCGCGGCAGUCUCAACCUCAGCCAACAGGUGGACAUCAGCAGUCACAGUCACCGGGACAACAACCACAGCAGCAACAAAGUUCGCAAUCACAACAAAGCCAAUCAAACCAACCAGCUCAAACUCAGAACAACCAACAAAAAGGAAACGAGUCGUCUAACCAGCCUCACAUUUACCCGUGGAUGAGGAAGACCCACGUUGGACAGAAUGGAGUAAAUGCGAUGGGUGAAACCAAACGUCAAAGAACAUCGUACACUCGCUACCAAACUUUGGAAUUGGAAAAAGAAUUUCAUUUCAACCGUUACCUGACUCGACGCAGAAGAAUAGAGAUCGCCCACGCCCUCUGUCUGAGUGAACGACAGAUCAAAAUCUGGUUCCAGAAUCGUAGAAUGAAGUGGAAAAAGGAGCACAAAAUGGCUAAUACAGUUCCACCUCAGAUACCUCACCACCAGGUGAUGGUUAAUACAGUUCAUGGGUUCAGGGAAUACAACUACAGUAACAGUGUUUAUUAAACAGUUACGUUUCCUCCUCCCUCCCACUCCUGCUGAUGCACAGAAUGGUUUUCACCCUAGGACUUAAAUCAUACAGAGUUGGAAGGAGUUGAUUCAAAGUUCAAUAUCGCCAACUUAUUUAUAAAUGCACGCAGAACAUAGAAAACUAUGACGUAUAUUGCUUAUACGUAACUGUUAGUUUUCUCACGUAACCUCUUCUUUUCAUCCUUAGGGUUUCCUCAGCCAAGUGCUUCAUUCUUAUCGUAAUCAUUAAUGCCUGCACUUGAAAAUUUCAGUUUCAAGCUUCAACAUUUUUUUUUUCACCACCUGAUUUUAUUGUUUUGAGCUACCAACGUGGCGUUAGAGUCACGUUUAAUUGUUUGCCUUUCGUGAGCAGUUGGCUUUAUCAAAAGUUUAAAAGAUGUUCCAAAAUAUUAAAGCAUACAGUUAAUUGAAAUUCACAGAAAGAAGAGUUGAAAGGCCUCCGAAAAGUUUCUGAUGAAUCUUGAUAGACUCUGUGAAAGAAGAUGAAAUUCCUUCUUUGUAAUGUAAAGAGACAUCGAUUUCCGAUGGAGCCUGGUGGCAAAAAAAUAUAUAUAUAAAAAAAAUCGGUCUUUUAGGAUGCGAACUGUAAAAUAGCAAAGCAUGGCAGUCAGAAUUGUGGUGUUCUAAAAGAGUCCGAACUAGCGCGGAAGGAGACAUCUAAUACACCAUAUCUCUUUGAAUAUAUAUAUAUGUACCGACAUUAUAUUAACUUUAAGUUAUUGGUGUAACAAGAUAUUUAAGUAUCCUAAUGUGUGAAAUUAUAAUCUACUUCUCUAGAUAAUUACAUCUAUUCAAAGUGUCGUGUGUGUCGUGUAACUGAAACGUGCACGUGCAUAUCUCAGGGCUGUGUGAAUACAUUACGCUACUGUCUUCUUACAAUUUUUUCUGAUCAUCUCUAAGGUGUGUAAAAAGUCUUUAGGUACCUGGAUUUUGUUUUUUGUGAUGUGUCCCCCUAGCGGCUGGAUAUAAGCCUCCAGUAUUGGCUAAUCACUGUAAAGCUAGGUAGUAUUUCUCGUUGUUAGUGGAUUCCUUCUUUUAGUAUUAUGUAGAAUGGUGACAUACAUAGGUUACAACGUUGGAAAGUAGACUUGGGGAGUCAUUUAAUUUUUUUUUUGUAAGAUUUUGGAGUAAAAAUGUCUGGAUUUAAAUUACAGGACCAAGAUAUGUCAUUCCAUUCUUUACAGCUAUAUAAAGAGAGAUAAUUCAACUUUAGAAGAAUGAAAUAAUGUCAUAUUUUGUUAUUUUUUAUUAACAGAAUAUAGAGGAUACCCGUAUUCGGGUUUGUGCAAUCGGUUUGACCCAUUUACAUCUUGUACAGUUCCAUUAUAUUGUGAAUUUUUUUUUUCUCUUAGUUUAUAAAUAUCCGUUACUCUUCAGUCUUACUUAAGAAACACACAAAAAAUGCUCAUUUGGUUGAUUAAAACAGAAAUAUUAUUAUGUUUCUCUCUGUCUUAGUGGUUUCACUUAAUCCUUUUAAUUAAGUAAUCCCAGAUCCUAUUGGUGGAAUACGUGUGUAAAUAAUGUAAAUGUAAUACUACUAUAUGACGUGUAGAGUAUUAUUGUGAUGUAUUGUUGUCCACUUGAGCUUGGACCUGGUUUUGUGUAGGCCUCUCUUAAGGCUUAGUUCAUAUACUUUGUCAUGUUGAAAAAUAAAUAUUA